Messenger RNA from Eleginops maclovinus (Patagonian blennie), 4089 nucleotides. It is a transcript of the gene traf4a, whose product is annotated as tnf receptor-associated factor 4a. The transcript has 7 exons. Gene Ontology annotation, molecular function: protein binding; zinc ion binding. Gene Ontology annotation, biological process: regulation of apoptotic process; activation of NF-kappaB-inducing kinase activity; positive regulation of JNK cascade. The record is from RefSeq and is a predicted model, not a curated record. NCBI's taxonomy places the organism in Eukaryota, Metazoa, Chordata, Actinopteri, Perciformes, Eleginopidae. Bases 377 to 1789 code for a protein of 470 amino acids.
GUCAGUACUGCAUCCACUGAGCAGGAGGAGAGGGCCAUACAUGAACCCUGAGCUCUAACAGUGCACGGAGAGCGCUAUUGGGAAGAAUCUGCGAUCGUUUAUGCAGCGUUUCCUGGACGCUAGUGCCUUUCUUUUGUUGCCGUCAGUCGCCGGGCUGCAGGAGGAAAACCCGGGGAGGAAUCGCCUCCUUGAAGCCCGAUCGCUCGGUGGCGGAAAGGACGUGAUAUGAACCCCUCAUCGGCUUAAACAGCAGUGCAGCUAAAUAGCCCCGUUUUCAGGGGGAGGGGGGGGGACUUAACUGAGGGAUCAAAAGAAGACAUUAAUACCUUUUUAACCUGCAGCAGAAGGCCGAAAAAUAGCCACGGAACCUGUAGCGAUGCCCGGGUUUGAUUACAAGUUUCUUGAAAAGCCAAAGAGACGGUUCCAGUGUCCGCUCUGCAGCAAGGCGAUGCGGGAGCCGGUCCAAGUGUCUACCUGUGGACAUCGGUUCUGUGACACCUGUCUCCAAGAAUUUCUAAGUGAGGGCGUCUUCAAGUGUCCGGAGGACCAGCUCCCGUUGGACUAUGCCAAGAUCUACCCUGACCCCGAGCUGGAGCAACAGAUCCUGGCUCUGCCCAUCCGCUGCAUCCACAGCGAGGAGGGCUGUCGCUGGACCGGCCAGAUGAAGCAGCUGCAGGGCCACUUCUCCACCUGUGCUUUCAACGUGAUACCCUGCCCCAACCGCUGCUCAGUCAAGCUGACGCGUCGCGACUUGCCCGAACACCUGCAGCACGACUGCCCGAAGCGCAAGGUCAAGUGCGAGUUUUGUGGCAGUGAGUUCACCGGUGAAGCCUACGAGAACCACCAGGGCGUGUGUCCUCAGGAGAGUGUAUACUGUGAGAACAAGUGUGGGGCGAGGAUGAUGCGUCGUCUGCUGACCCAGCACGGCCAGGCCGAGUGUCCCAAACGCACACAGCCCUGCAAGUACUGCGGCAAGGAGUUUGUCUUUGACACAAUCCAGAACCACCAGUUCCAUUGCCCUCGGUUUCCUGUCCAGUGCCCAAACCAGUGCGGCACACCAAACAUUGCCCGAGAGGAUCUGGCUAACCAUGUGAAGGACAACUGUGGCAGCGCGCUUGUUCUCUGCCCUUUCAAAGAAGCCGGCUGCAAACACAGGUGCCCCAAACUGGCUAUCGGUCGUCACCUGGAAGACACCACUAAGUCCCACCUGACUAUGAUGUGCAACCUGGUGGGGCGUCAGCGGCAGGAAAUCCUGGAGCUGCGGAGGGAGAUGGAGGAGCUGUCCGUCAGUCACGACGGCGUUCUCAUCUGGAAGCUCAGCGACUACUCCCGCAAACUCCAAGAGGCCAAACUCCGGAGCAACCACGAGUUCUUCAGCCCGCCCUUCUACACUCACCGCUAUGGCUACAAGCUGCAGGUGUCCGCCUUCUUAAACGGCAAUGGCAGCGGCGAGGGCUCCCACCUCUCCGUCUAUAUCCGCGUUUUACCUGGAGAGUACGACAGCCUGCUGGAGUGGCCCUUCUCCUACAAGGUGACUUUCUCCAUCAUGGACCAGAGCGAUCCGUCGCUUUCCAAACCCCAGCACAUCACGGAGACCUUCAACCCCGACCCCAACUGGAAGAACUUCCAAAAGCCCAGCAGCACCCGCAACUCGCUGGACGAGAGCACCCUGGGCUUUGGCUACCCCAAGUUCAUUUCUCACGAGGAGAUAAAGAAGAGGAACUACAUCCGAGACAACUGCGUCUUCAUCAAGGCUUCGAUAGAGAUUCCCCAGAAGAUAAUGGCUUAAGAUCCUACCUUUGUUUUCUUUUUAUAAAGGAGCGAGAUUGGUAAAGACUGGAACUGAGACACUUAACUUUGAACACUUCUACACACUUACCCUUUAGAUACUUUCUGCCCUUCCAACCUCUCAACCACAGAGCUUGAAUCGAGUCUGUUAGGCUGGGUGAGCUGACUCGGAGGACCUUGAUGUAUCACAGAGGAGAAAAUGUUGGGUCGGCAGAACCAUCACUGUCUGCUGUUCCUUUUUUAUUACGUUUUUUUUAUCUGUUUGCUGACCUUUUAUCACAGUCUACAACAAAAAGCCUUGGAAAUCAAACAGUGCCUAGAGAGUUUAUCUUAAGUUAUAUUUUUGUUGUUAUUUCUGCAGUACAUAUGUUAAAGAUUAUGGAAAAGAUAUUGAAAAAAGGUUGUGAAGGGUUUCUGUAGAGAGAAAGUUAGAAGCCGGUGAGAGAGAUGUCCCAUUCGGAUGGUUUAAAGCAGACUCAAGCUCUAGCCCAACUGCCUUUUGUUUACAUGCUCAUACAGUAUACUCCCACUGAUUCCUGAACAAACACAUAGCCCUUGCUUAGAGACUGCUCGUUCUGUACACAAAAUACAUUGAAUUGAUUAGAUUCAACCUUGGUUAUUUUUUGUGUUUUAAAAGGAAUAGUAUUAUUUUUUGGUUUAGUGUAAUAAGAAGAUCAAUACCACUUUACAACCAUCAGCCGGAUAGCUUGGCCUAGUACAAAGACUGGAAAUAGCAAGGCUGGCUUUUUCAUAAGGGUAAAAGAAUCCACCUACGAGCAUUUGUAAGACUUACUUACAUUCACCACUUUAUAACUUGUUUGUUUAAUACAUAAAAAAGUAUUUAUUGUCAGAGCCAGAACAUCUGAUUCAUCCUGUUUCUAGCCUUUAUGCUAGGCUAAGCUAACUCGCUGAAAGAUAUGUGGUAACAAUUUUCAUAUGAGCAAAUAAAUGUAGCCUGUUUCCCAACAAGUCAAACUAACUAAAAUGAAACAUGCUGAUGCUGAUGCUGAGAAAAUCGGUACCGGUUUAAAAUCGCAUGCACCAAAAUGCAACUGUCAAGCUCAACCGAGGCUGUUUAGUUUUUUUUAUGUCAAGUUGACAAGUUUUAACCCAUUUAAGCUACAGAUCUGUUUCUUGUAGUUACCUGCUCACCCACAGGAACUGUCUGUGACCGUAGUUUGACCCAGUCGUAAAUAGCAGCAGGAGGAGUGUGCAUUGAUAGUGACCCUAUGAUGCUUCGUAUUCGUUUAAAAGUACACCAAUAGGGGGAAAAAAGCACCUUUCGACGGUCAUUGGAUGAGCAAAGCAGACAAAGAGGCCAAUUGUCCAAGUACACGUGCAUUUAAUAGUGAAGGAAAAGCCAUGUGGCCUUUUUAUACAGUAUGUCUUCGCAUGAGGGUUUUAAGGUGAGCAGGGCAACAUAAACACAUGCAUGCUACCACCUAGACCACAUUUUUGUACUGUAACCUGUAUUCUUGAAAUCCUCUCCCAUUGAUGGCUAUUAUGUCUCUUUUUUUGGACUGUUUGAAAGUUGACAAAAUGUCAAAAAAGUUUGUUUUGUUUUUUAUAUAUACAGAAAAUGUGAACGCUGUCGGUAAUAUAACCUAUAAAGACAAUGAACACUUGUCUGUGAAGUGAACUGUUUUACAAGCCCGAGCAUGGGUGGUGUACUGUUGGAAAAGAUAGUAACGGUUUCUGCAAAUAUUUGGGUGUUUCGGGACUACACCUUUUGUUGUUUCCAUGGUCCCCGGUGUGUAUCUUCAGCUCAACACACAAUUUUGCAACGGAAAACAAUUGGAGGGAUGUGUGCUACACCGUUCUCCAUCACAGCACCAUCAGACAGGUGGAGGACUCUGUCGAUACAGUACACUACAAUCAUAUGUGAUGUAAAAAUGCAGAAGCACAUUCUGUCAUUUUACUAUUAUACAUGGAACAUUUCCUUAUUUCUUGUCAUAAUACCAGCUGAUAUUUUACAGUGAUUUAAAGAAGGGAGAAGAUACAACUUUUUUGUAAGAUUCUGUAUUUUUAAAAAUACUUAGCUGUUUUAUACAAACGCUUUUCGUUGGAGAGUCGGGGUCGACUUUGGGAAUUUUCAUACCCUUUUGUCUCUUUGGACAUAUGGAUAAUUUGUUUGUACUUGUGGUUUGAGCCUCACAUAUUCUGUCUGUAUUAUUUCCUCUUAAAAGUAUUUAUUUUAAAGAGCCUUCAUGUGAGUUUUCACAGAUGGCACAAAUUCUUUAAUAUGUUGAUUGAUGAGUGCUUGUCAAUUUCUUAAAUGAAAUAAAAUAACAUAUAUUAUAA